Molecule: messenger RNA, 16907 nt
Organism: Acipenser ruthenus (sterlet)
Lineage: Eukaryota; Metazoa; Chordata; Actinopteri; Acipenseriformes; Acipenseridae
Product: zinc finger protein 469-like
Exons: 3
Coding region: 654-13199 (4181 amino acids)
Source: RefSeq, a predicted model, not a curated record
GUCCAGCCUUAAAAACAGCAGUGCAGGUGUGUCCAGUCUGAAGUCAGAUCAAACUCUCACAAGCAGUCUGUGUUUGUGAAGGAGAGAGGGAAGAAGAGCUCUGUUUUAAUUCAUCUGCCUCAAUAACCAAUCCCAGAGGAGGAGGGCUGCUCUUUUAUAUUCUACAUGCUGCUGAUUCUAUCUUAUACUGUUGACAUAAUUGGAGUUUAAUGACAGUGGCAGCUUUAUAAGCGCAGAGUGAGGACCAUUGGUGGAGGAAUGGGAUGAGAAUAACUGAAGAGACAGAGGGGCAAGGCUUGCUUCAGUGACGGAGCGUGCAAGAAUACAGAAGGGACUGUGCAAGGCAGGACUGUCUGCAACUCUUAACACACUACACUAGAGAUAAACAGGGAGAGAUAUGCAGCUUUUCAUUACUCCAGCACCAAGCUUACUACUAUGAGGUUUCAUUAGAAACUAUGCCAGAAGAAAAGCCGUCUUCUUCCAGUGACAUCUGCACAGCGAUGAUUGGAUUAAAAAAAACUGAGCCUUGAUGUGUCCUGAAACGCCUAUAUUGUUUGUAAGGAGCAAAGUACCAUGCCUCUGAGGGUACACAGGAGGUGUUAAUGCAGCACUGCUAAGGGUACGGCUGACCCCUGGUCCUCUUGUUGGAUAUCAUGACGGGAGAACAUGUUUAUGCCAUCCAAGAUUCUGACACAGAUUCCAAACAACAGGACAAGGAGGCCUUAUUUGAACAAUUCAGUGACAAAGACUUGGGGGACUAUAAAAGCAGCCCCUCCCAGAACUCCAAUGCCAACCCAGAGGGCGAGGCUGUUAAUGGGACGAAAUUCUCCGUGAAGGAAAAGGAGUCUUACCCUCAGAGAGAGGCUGUGAUUAGGCCUCGUCAAACAGGAAAGAUUGAUUUUAAGUCCCUCCAGAACAGGCCAAAGUUUUCCAGUGAUAGAACAUGGCCAAGUGGCAAAAGCAGCCCACAGUCCCCCACUGGAAAGAGCAGAGGAAGAGACAAAAACAAAAGGUCCGGGAAAGGAGACCGCAACCCCCAGCAACUGUAUAAACUCAGUAUGACCAGCUCCCGGUCUAACCCCACUAUUGGAAUUGCAUAUCCACAGCAAAAGGUGACGCCACCCAAAAAGCUAGAAACUACUCGAGGUCCCAUAACUGGUAGUUACCGUUUUCAUGUCCCCAGCAUACCGGAGCGAGAAGCAGAGCUCCAACAGGAAGAUCUCAAUUAUAACAGAUGCUUUCAGGAGGCUUCCUCAAACCUUACCUCCACAAUCUAUACCUCACAGGCUCCAGAUGUUGUCCACCAACAGCAUCCCUCGCAACAGCAAGUUAACAAUCUCUCUCGGGAAAAUACCCCAGCAAGUGGGCAAUUACACUACCCCGAGUUCCAGAGCAACGGGUCAAGUUCUUGGCAUUCUACAGAAAAAACAUUUGGUGGUGCUAACUAUGGACUCUCUUCCUCGCAGAAACCAGCUAAUUUCCCAGAUGCCAAUAAAGCCACCUUUGGACCUUUGCCAUUUCAGUACGGAUUCUCGCCCUUGCAAGAUGCAACUUCAGAUCCUUUCCCCAAUGAUCAUUCUCAAGACUAUGUUGACGUUUCACUGGCAAAUACCCAGGUAACGCACAGCGAUUUUGCAUUCAAUUCAUCUGGAGAUGGGCAAGACGAAAGUGUAAGUACUGGGCAGUAUGAUAACUUGCAGCCAGAUAGGAGAACAUAUCCCCAGCCUUCACAGCAAGCCCCGUUUUUUCAACCCUCCCACGGAACGCAGUCCACUUGUUAUAAAGGAAGAACUGAUCACUCUGCAGAAAUGGACGGCGCUGUUUCUACAUCAUGCCCUGUAGAACAAAGUCACAAUACUUUCCCAGAAAAUCAAGCUAUUUUUACACAGGAAGAAAUGAAUUUGCACAACAGCGGUGCUUCCACUGCGUCAGUAAACAAGAGAAGCUCAACGCCUAAAGAUAAUGUUUCCAGUCAAAGAAUAAUGACUCAAGGAAAUCCCCUUACGAGAAAUCUUGCACAAGACUCGUUACCCCAAAUGCACUUUCAGGGCAAAACUUAUGGAAGCUCUCCAGUGACCAGCACUCCAGGCUUGGUGCCAUUUGAUAAAAACAUCCCUAAUACAACGAAGAACCACCCAAGGUUAUCACAGCCCUGGGAUGGGGCAAACAAAACAUUUCCUUCAAUCGACCAGAACACUGCACCUUAUUCCACUCCAACUGACAACCAGUUUCAGUUUCAAUGCCAACCAGCUGUAGAACAGAGACAACAUAUGGUGAAAAAUGGCAGAUUACCUUGGCAGCAGAUACAUCUCACAUCCACCAUGCCAAACCAAAACAGAAUCGAACUGUCCAGACAGCUGAGCAACCAGAAACUUCCUUUCCCACUUGCUGCUUCCGAGUGGCAGGAGGAGAACAAAUCUCACAAGAACACUUCUCCAAGCAAUCCGAGCAGUUUCCAUGGCAAAAAGCAAAGUGAAGGUUUCGCCAACCAGAGGAAUGAAGGUACCAAGCAAAAUUGUAGCCCAGCCACCACAUUUUUAUUGGAAAAUGGAGUUGAUACUAACCCCCAAAUGUGCAACUCCAGAAGUAAAAGUAUGUUCUAUGGAUUAAACCAGUCAAUGACAAGUGCCCCUUCUAGAACGAACAAUCACCUCCCGUUGCCACCAGGAAGCUUAAUAACGCCUUCUCCAUAUGAAUCCCCUCUUCAUUCACCAGUUCAAAAUCCAUCAUCCAGUAGUACCUGUUCUUCACUUUCUCCGGUCUCGAGCAGUCCUGUCAAUGCCAGCUCCGAGGACAGUCAGCUGCCCAUGGCAGGUCCACCUCCUCCUUUUUACCACCAACACUGCCACCUAAAGGAGGGGAAGUCAUUCCCCGCCCCAGACCAGAUAAACCCCAGUCUCCACCACCUCCAUCCUGAUGCCUCCAGAGCCUUUCCUCAUACCACAGAAAGAACCAAAGAUGACCUCUUGAACUACUUACACGAUAAUAAAUUCUCCAAACAGAAUGUGGACAAUGGGAAGGUUUGUCUGAAUGGCUUUGGGGUUGAACACCCACCCCCUCCUCCCUACUCUGCACAUCAGUUACUGGCCAAUUCACUAACCAGUGCCAACCUGGACCAGCUUGACGUUCUCCUUACCUGCAAGCAGUGUGACCAAAACUAUGGCAACCUUGCCUCAUUUCUUGAGCACAGACAGUAUUGUGGACUGCAUGCAAUAUCUCAAAGCGAGUUUAAAGAAACAGCAAAAAUGGAGGAAAGCAGAAAAUUUCUGAUGGACCCAGCAAAGACUGCUCAGACAACACCAGCUUUCCCUUUAUCAAGGUGCUCAUCUGAUCUACAUUUGUCUCUGCUGGGAUUAAACAAAAAUGGCGAAUUACUGUUAGACAGUGAUGCAAAAGGAGAUCCAAAGGAUGACCCUUUAAAACUAAACUUGUUCAAUGGGAUGAUGGCCCCCAUUUCUCUUACUACUUCUGAUUUAGAUAUAGAUGAUGCAAAACUGGACAGUCUAAUAACCGAAGCUCUAAAUGGUCUUGGUUAUCAAUCGGACAAUGCAGAGAUUGACAGUAGCUUCAUAGAUGCCUUUGCAGAUGAUGAUCUCUCCACAACAAAGACCAUGGGAAGUGGACAGACUAAAAUUAAAGAUGCUUUGCUGUUUGAAAGUAAAAAAAAACAUUUGGCUGUGGACGAGAGGCAGACGUCACAAUCAAAAACCUUUUUUGGCUUUGAUAGGGAUAACAUGAACACUGACAACAAGAACCUGGUUCAGGACUCUAAAAAGAAGCACGAGGAAUUUAAGAAAGAGGAAGAAGAUAAUUUAUCACAUAAAAAAUCAGGGGGGCACUUCUUUGACAAAUCAUCUGAAAAAAUGGAAAGGAUAAAGCUUGGAAGGAAACCCAAUAGUGCAUGUGUGCAGGAAAGUGUAAAAGAGACCAGGGCGCUGUGUUCCAAAAACUAUUCAGAAAGAAAUGGACUGAAAAGUUACCAAGAUAGCCCAAAUAUAGACAGAGGAAGUCUUUCUGAAGUGUCAGCUGUAAGUGUGAGCUCAGUAACGCAUAGAUUUGGAGUAAAAGAAAAUAAAAAAAGAAAGUCCGGCAGCGGGACAUGGAGCAAGGAACUCAUUCACAAAAUUGUACAGCAAAAGAACAAACUUCACAAGCUGCAUGUAAAAGGGAGCAAGAACUUGCCAUUUUCUUUAGUAAUGGAAAGGCUUGCCCCAGCACCACAGAACAGUAAGCUGGGAGAAUAUGACUACAUCUCAGAUUCAGAUGAAGAAACUGAACCUCUAAAAAUCAGCGCCCGCAGCCGUCUGGGUCCAGGCCUAAGUGGCAGACCCAAAUACAGCUACACAAAAGAGUAUAAAGGCCGAGGGGGGAGGGCUACGGAGAAACAAACUACAUGGAAACAUGGUGCAAAGGACAGGGGUUUAGAGAGCAAAUGCACUGAAGCACUAAGUCCACUACAGAUGAAAGAGAACUCUGGUAGGAGAGUUAGGAGACGGAGUAGCAGAUCCUCAACAAGCAGUGAUCUCAGCACACCUGCAAGUUUCUCAAGCGAAAGUAUAAACAGUCCAAAGAGUACUGACAGGACAGAUUCUGACAAUGAGAAAGGGAGUCCAGAAAAGAUAUCCAGCUCCAGCGAGGUUACACUUCCUGAUUCUUUUGAACAAGAAGUGUUUAAAAGAGUACCUAACAUUUCCAAAGAGUACUGCACAACAGAUUUUUCCAAAAACACAAAGAGAUACGGCUCCGCUAAGUUUCUGCUUGCUGGUAGAAAGUCACAUCAUCAACAAAGAUCUAUAUUUCUGCAUUCAAGUUACAGGAUGGAGGAAAGCUUAUCAGCUAUCAAAACAUAUAGUAUCAACAAAACCCAUGAGAGCUUCGACAGCAAAGGAAUCUUUAUGCAGGACCCAAUACUGUCUUCUGAAAGUUGCGCUACUACAAGAGAUGUCUCAGAAAGGAUUGACAAUGCAAUGAAUUCUGUAAACUUUAAUUCAACUGUCAGGAAGGGUGUUGCAUCCUAUAAAGGGCUUGUUGCAGACUACUGUAAUGAUGAGUCUGUUGUUAAAUCAUCUCAAACCAGUGAAACAAUCCCUGAUGUUAACACUGACAUUGCAGAUUGCAAGAAAAACACAAUGAAAGGUGUAUUGGACGUAAAAAAAUCUGAUUUUGAAAGCAAUAGCAAAGACUUUCAUGAUUCAAGUGCAGUGGAAAGAAGUGAUGUUUCUCCUUUUUUGGAAAUCAUGGACUUAGGAGUAAAAGAAUCAUCAAACAUAUAUGACUGUGAUGCUUAUUCAAAGCCUUUGCCUGUAACCAGUUCUGAGGCUGAUGAUAUUUAUCUGUGUCCAUCCGACCUUCAUAACGACUCAAUUCAGAAAGAUCAUUCAAAGCAGUGCACCAUGUCUUACCCAAUGGACAACGAGCAAAGCUUGGUGAAAUCUCCACUUACAUUCGAUACUUCUUCGAUGUUUGGAGAACUUUCAGUGCCUGGGUUUGACAACAGUUUGUAUACAGACGUCAGUAAAGAUAGUUAUGAUACUUUCAAUUCAAAUCAUACUGACAAAAGAGCAUUGUUUGAGUCGACAUACCCUCCAUUUUUAGAGAAAAAAGACUGGAAUAUAAUGGAUGAAGUGAGCCCUAUGUUGUCUGAAGAUAUUUCUCAUUUUCCAAAUCUCUCUGUUGACAAGGCGCUAAAUAAGGAUGACAAAUCUAUUUCACCUAGGCAGAUGCCCUUAGCAUUGCCGGAUAAAAUGGCGGACUAUAAUGCUCCAUUUGUAAGUAACAUAUCUGAUGAUGAGCUAGAGAUUAAAAGAAUUGUUACCGAAUUGGAAAGCCAACUUCAGACAAGCAAGCUAAAAGGUGGAGUUUCAGAACAGCUAACCUCCAACAGCAAGUUUCCAACUCUACAUUUGCAUCAAGAGCCUGAAAGUGAGAAAGACAUGUUGUUGACAGGCACUAUUCGAGGGACCACAGUUGAUCCUAGGCUACAGGAGCACUAUGACGAUCAAGACCAUUCAUGGUCGUGUACUUUUCAAUUUGGGUCUUUGGAUGCUCAACCAUGCCUCCAUACGCCAGAACACGAAGAGCCAAGUUCCCUUGAUCACUUCUACUCCAAAAAAGAUGAAGCUGAAAAUACUGAGAUUACAGUGAAAGGAGGAGAGAUGCCAGAGGAAAAUGAGAAAGGGAAUACCACUGCAAUUGCAGGCCCUUUGCCAGACAAAUCUGAAGAAAUCCUUGAAAAUCAAAAGUAUGCUGAAAAUCUCAUGAAAAGUCUGGAAGUCAUUUCAGAUUCCAUCUUUAGUAAAGGUACUUUAUCAGAUGACCCGGAAGUGUCCCUGUUUCUAAACAAAGAGUAUAGGGAAGAAAGUAAUUCCACUGUACAGCAACAGGAUGAAACAGAGGGGUCAUCACAGACUGAAUCAAUUGAAAGCAAAGCUGGAGACGUUGAAUCUGAGUGUGUAAAGCACAAAACAUUGCUAUUUCCAUUUGGGGACCCAGACUGUUCUAAUAAUGGAGAUGUAGCACUUUCUCCUAAAACAACCACACACCAGUCUGCCAUUAUGAACCCAGAAUAUGAUAUAAAAGAAUUUCAAUAUAAGCCAUUUAGUGACCACAAAGCAGAACCUGAUCAAAGCGAACCGCCCUUGACAGCUCAGCAAACUGACUCAGAAACACCUAAGACUCAAAUCAUUGAGGAAAACACAAAGGGAAAUGAUCAUCUGGCAACAGAGAUUUCUUGCACACCUGAGAAAGAUACUUGCAUAGACUCCACAGUGAACCCCUUACAACAACUACAGCUUUUUGUUGCUCGUAAUAUAAAGCACAAUGAGGAAGAAAUGAUAAUGCCUUCUUACCCUGUGUUGCUGUCUACCACUCCAGUUUCAAUUGCACGUGACCAAUCAGAGCAAAAAGAGGAGAACUUUAAAUCGCCCAGCACAGAAACAUCAAACGUACCAAAAGACAAACUGAAAGAUACCAAUUAUUUAAAUGAAAAGGAACAGAGUGAUAAGGGGGUCUUUAAAGAGGAAUGUGUGACCGCAUCGACGGAAAAGCAAGAACCUCAUCACAGUGAUCAAAUGCUAAAACCAAAGAUGUCUGAAUCAUCUAGCCAUGAAUUUCAAAAUGCUACACAACCACAGCACUCAACAGAUGAACUUUGUAAAAAUAACAUUAGCACACCUGGGGCUGAUGCAGAGCACAGUGACCUGUUAUCUCCAUGCAGCACAACUACAAAAGCUUUGCCAGAGCUGGGUAAUCAGAUCUUAGUAAAACAGGAACAUGGGGAUGGAGAAAAGCAAGCCUUGACAUUUAGAGAACAUGAUACAUUGAAAAGUUGUGAUACACUUGCUGAUGAUGUUGUGUCGAAACCAAAUACAGAUCUUACAGACUGCCAAGAGAGAAAUGAGCAACUAGCACAGUUAAGUUCUACUACAUACUCCUUGCAGCACCAAUGUGCAGAAGAAGAGAGUAAGGAACAGGCAGAAAGCAAUGCUGUUGAGGCACACAAUAAUCCUUCUCCAUCUGUGAACCACAAUGACUUAUACGAUCAGUGCAACUCUCACAAGAUGUGGCACAACUUUGACAGACUUUCACCUAUUUCCAUGGAUGCCCACUCCCCAAGACAAGAUGAUAUAUUAAGAACACAUAGUGUGGUGUUGCCUCAUUCUGAUGAAUCCAUUUCGUCUGGCUUGUCUUACUCAUUUGUUGACCUCUCACACAUCAGCGUUGAACCUAAAAAGGAAAGCCUAACCAUUGAUUGUGAAGCAAGUGUUCUCUGUAAAAGUCCAUUGGUUAACAUUCUUGAGCCAUCUGAUUCACUUAAUAAUGGUGAAGAUACUUUUAAAGAAACACAUGCAUUUUUGGACCAGCCAUCUGGACCAAACCAGGAUUUACCAGGAUAUGAGCUAAAACAAAGUCCAUUGAACUACACCAGUCUUGAAGUCUACAGCGGUAUGGCAGGACCGUCAAAUGAAUGCAAAGACAAUCAGGCUUUCUAUGAUGAAAGCAUUGAGAAUAACUAUGAUCACUCUGAGGUAAGCUUACCCCUGCCUUUAACAUGCAAGGAGUCUUUAAAACCAGACAACCAUAUACAUGAUGGGUCCUCUUCUGACUCAUGUGACAGACAUGUGGAUAUUCAAGUCAAUCUUUGCUCUUCAGCAGUGCCUGACCAAAGCAUUAAAUGUGUAUGCACUGAACUGCUUUGCUCUCACGAUAAAGAAAACAAUAUUACUUCCAUUACAAAUGCAAUACUGGACUUUCAGUCAAUGUCACAUGGGAUUACAAAUGUAUGGCACUCUCCUUUAGCAACUAUAGAAUAUAUGGACUUACAAAGUGAUCAUUUAAAGAAAUCAGAUUCAGUAGUUUUGGGUCUGAGUCUUAAAUCACCACAACCUGAGAAAGAAACAGUUUCUUUGGACCAUGAAGCUUUAGAUAAUUCAGAAACUCUUCAGACCAUGGAAAAAUGUAUUGAUUGUUCUUCAGACACAGAGUCGAGUAGACAAUCAGACCAAGUGCCACAAAUAGAAGAAAUAACAAAACCAAUUAAAAUUGAGGAAAAGGACACUGUUGAUAAAACUGAAUCUAAAAAUGAGAGCAAUGUUCCGAAAAAGAAUGGAACAAAAUUAUGUGACAUUUGUUCAGCAUCUUUCCGAUCCAACCCUGGGUUGAAAAGACACAAGGCAAUGAAACACAAUGUUAAGAAAGCUGAGGCUAUCAAGGAAGAGAAGGCUUUGGAAAACAUACUGAGCUGUCAGCUACAAGCAGAUCAGCAAGCAGUUUUGAAGGUGGAAACUGAUGUAUCCCCAAACAUCACUGUGGAUGAUAAAUGCACUGUGGAGAAUAACAUUCAAUUGCAUAUGUUAGAAAAGGGGCAAAAUUAUAUCCUUUCGCAGUCAGACCAACAAGUUUCUUCACCGCAUGAAGAUAUGGAAAGCUGCAACAGAGUAUCUUCUGAAGCAAAUUUGCCUCUUUUUAGAAUCAGCGAAAAAGAAAUGAGUACAGCUGUGGAUGAAGAUGAUGAAGGUGAAGCUACAGCAGAAAUAAAUGAAACAAACAAGAGAAAAAGGUUGGGUCCUAAAGGGAAACAAAAAUUGUUACAUCCACAAGGAAAAACACUGAAAAGCAGGAAAGUGGAUAAUAAUAAUGACAAUUAUUAUGAACUAAAAGGCAAAAUGGCUGAACAUUUUUCAGAGGAUAUUUUAACUAUCCUCAAAUCAGAUAUUUUGCAAGCUAUAACCCCCAAUGUCCCUGGCAUUUCAAGAGACAAGAACAAAACUGACCCACCCUUGCAAGAACCAGAAGAGAAGCCAAUAAGUAAAAAUGCAGGGCAACUAGAAGUGAAAGACAACAAUGUCUUCUCAUACGAAAUGAAACAUGAUGAGGAACUGAUGACAUUGAGUCCUGGGAAAACAGAUCUGGACUUACCAGUUCAAAUGGGUUGUCUUACUGAAAAAGAAGACCAAGUCAGUAAAGCACAUAUAAAAGGUGUGGAACUGGAGGAGGUUGCAGAGAAGGGAACUGAAGAAAACAGAAUGUGUUGUGUGUAUGAAGGGGAAGAUGAAAGAAACAUGAAAGGGAUGUGUGAACAGAAAGCAAUUGUCCCCGAAGCAUCACACACUGAAAUACUAGGAGACUCAGUGGAGGUGAACUGUACAAAGAGUUCCUGCAUUCCCGAAUUCACAGAAUGGGUGGGCACACCGCCAUAUCCUUACGAACCACCCUCCUCAAGCGUUAGCAAGUCCCAGUCAGACUUGCAAUCCCUACUUGAUGACGAAAGCAAAUUUUCACAGCUGUUUCCUCGGGAUGACCAGAUGAUCCGGAAGAAAUGCACGAGAGUGUACGGUAAACGAAAUAAAAAGCAGAAACCAACCCCUGAGCUAUUCGUUAACGAACACAUUUCGGUCAGACUUACACCCCCUGAUAACAAACAGGAUGCUGACAACUUUGUGAAUAACAGUUUUGUUAGCAAAAGAAGUGACCAUUGCAAAUAUGAGACAAUAUCAACCAAUGACACCUUGAUGCUGGAAAUGUGUCAUAAGAGCACUUUAAAAAUUGACAAAGUUGUUUCCGGCUUUGAGAAUGCAACCCUCACAUCAGAAGGGGAGACAGACCAUGAAAGUGAACGCCUGAAUAAUAAAGACAGUCGCAGCAACAUGGAAUUUCUUUGCCGGAAUAAUCAAGCAGGGAAUAAGCCUGCAUUACCUGCAGUAAUGUGGGCUGGCACCAAAGAUCCAGUGACAGAUAUUGUAGCAGACACUCUCCAUUCACUAGAAUGUUCUAAGGAUUUCAAAUGUGACGAUCUAGCCAUACCCUGCAAUCAAGACUCCUCAGACCCUUCAGAUUCUCUUGUUAAUGUAGCCAGGAAUCCUGAUAAUCCUUCUCAGUUUCAUACUAUAGAUAUCCAGAAUUUAAACACAAAAUUUCAACUUCCCGCCAUCCAUUUCUUUGACUCCACUAAAGACACACCUGCAUAUGCCAGUAUCAGCAACAAUGACACUGUCAACCUAAAUAUGAAGGCCAGUCGAAGAUCAGAGGAAGUGAAACUAAAGAAUCGGUGUGAGAUCAGCAAGAAAUCAAAAGACAGGCAAUACAAAUGUAAGGUGUGCUUCAAGUGGUUUCAGACACUUGGGGAACUUAAUUUUCAUAAGCCCUCCCACAACCCUUCCCCUCCACCAACUUGCUACAUGUGUGUCCAGCGCAAAUUCAGCUCCAGAGAGCAACUGCGAGAUCACUUAAAAGAGAAGCAUGCCAAAAACAAGGCUGGCAUAUGGACUUGUGGGAUGUGUAUGAAGGAGAUCUCUAACGUCUGGAUGUACAAUGAACAUUUGAGAGAGCAUGCCAUUCAAUUUGCAAGAAAAGGACAAGCUCAACAAUCUGUGCUGGGCAUGCCUGGUUGUUUCAUGGAGCAAACAGCCGUUAAACACUUCUUGAGUUCCAUCAUGCAACGAAGACCAAGCAAGUCAAAGAACAAUGAGGCUAGCACAAAGUCGCCUUCAAAUAAAGAUGCAACGGCUGUGAAAGAGAACGUUGAGCUAGAUCUGAAGAUCAAAGAGGAAAAUGAUGCAUCUGUUAAGAACAAAUUGAACUCUAGCUGUGUUGGAAAGCUCAGCACAAAUACAUUGUCGGAGGCCAUGCAGAAAUCCGAACACAUUCAGAAAACCGUCAAUAUGCACCCAAAUUGCAAAGACCCUUCCAGAGACUGCCACCACUGUGGAAAACAAUUCCCCAAACCAUUUAAACUUCAGCGUCACUUAGUUGUUCACAGCUUAAAAAAAAUGUACUUGUGUCACAAGUGCCCAAUCUUUUAUCAGGACCUGCAGGAACUCAAAACUCAUGUAAAAGAAGAGCACCAAGAUACAGAAGAACCCGAGAUUAAACACACAACACUGUAUGCAUGCGAGCUGUGUGCCGAUGUCAUGCAUGUUAUCAAAAAAUCCUUUAUUUGUAGCACUUGCAAUUACACGUUUUCAAAAAAAGAACAAUACGACCGACAUAUGGAGAAGCAUCUUGCAGAAGGGAGCAAGACCUUUAAAUUUCGGGGAGUCAUGAGGCCAUGCAAACCCUCCAAAGAUGUGGGUUUUGAGCUGCAGGCCACUGUUACUGAUACUAGAGGUUCUAUUCCCCCACGUAAAAAGAGAAAGAUUUCACCUGAUAGUCUGAGUGAGACCAGUUUGGAUGGUGGCAUUGCAAGUGUUGUGUCACUUCAUUUUAACCACAGCAUCGAAACCCAUGUUACAAAAGAGCCACGGCCUGUGACUUCAGAUUUCUUCUCAGAGGCUAGCGAUAACCCUCCUGAUCUUCAGGACAUGACUAUAAAAACAGAAGACGACGUAGAUGACCUUUCAGAAUAUUUGGCCGAGAUGGAAGAAUCCCAGUUUAAUAUUGUCCCUGAAGCACCAUGUCUUCUCCCUUCUAUUUCCAAUGCUUUGACUGGUGACCCUCCUUCACCUGAACUUUGUACUGAAGAAGUAGACAUCCAGUCUGCACAUUGCCUGAGCACCUCCCAAAAAGAUGUUGAUGAUGUUCAUUACGAACAGCACACACAGUCGCCAUCAAAUGUUGAUGAUAUCGUCAACAGCAAAAGAUGUCAAGUGGGGUCUGGUAGCAGUGCGUUGAAAAAUCCUAUAGAGACGGUUGAAAAGACUCAGCCUUCUGCUGAUGAUGAUUCCCACUAUCAUGAAUCGUCAAAGGAAGAAACAGAAUGGUCUGAAUCCAUCAAAUCUGUAUCAGAAACCACAGAUCUUCAAAGUGAGUCAUUGGUUGUGGAUAAAAGUUCAGGGGCAAAGAAUGUUAUCAAGCAAGAUGGUACUUCCCAGUGUAUUGUUGAAGAUAUAUUGAAAGCUUCCAAAGCUAAUGCUAAACAAAUUGGGGAACUACAGAAACUGUCUAUAGGGGGUCAGCAAAAAAGUGAAAGUGAAAAAAAAGGUUCAAAGACCAGUGAUAAUCAAAAUUUCUGCCAAGCCAGGGAGAAGGCAUCUUUAAAGUCGAGUGAGAACGCCAAACAAAGCUUUGACUGUACCAAACCUGCAGAUGUCAUUCAGAAGCAUUCAAUAGAAUGCACUGGAUCUGAUGAGACCGGAUUGAAUGGCAUAAAGCACAUAGCUUCUAUUGUGGGGAAAGGAGAAGAAAAGGAAUCUGUACAAUCUUCUUCAAAACUUCAUCAGAAAAAAAGAAAAGAAUACAAGACAUCUCUGGGUUCAAAACUUUCCACUGCCACCAGAGAAAACAUGGAUUCUGAUGUGAAAAAGAAAAAACUUAGAGUGCAAAGCCCCUUAAAAAAUGAAAGCACUGGGAGCUCUAGGAAAACAGACAUUGCUAAUGAUCCCCCAUUGCUUUCAUCAGCCAGAGAUGAUAUGACAAGCAACAAAUUAUAUGUGAAACCGAAAAUCGGAGGGAUUAAUAACAUACAGCCAAAGAAAAACUCUUUUGACAGCUAUCCUCCAAAGAAAAUGGAUAUGCACCAUUCGAACUGGGAUAUCAAAAGCAAAAAAGGCAUCUUCAGAAAACCUUUGCAUUCCUCUCUGUCUAAAGGACCGAGUCCAUUUGUGUAUAGUUCCCUAAACAAGCACAGGACUGUCCCUGGGGUGAAGUCUCCUGAGCCUCACAGCUACAGGACAGCUGAAUCCCAGAAUCAUCUGCUCAGCCAAUUGUUUGGGCAGAAAUUAACCAGCUUUAAGAUCCCUUUAAGGAAAGACACCUCUGAGUAAUUUAAUAAAUCUGACUUGUGGGGAUGCUGAAAACUGUCUUCAACAGAUUCACAAAAACAUUUAAGCUUUUGACUGCCGAAUUAUUUCUGUCUAGCUUAAAUGAGAUUGCAUGACUGCCUCUGUGAAAUAGUUUUGCUUUAUGUCUACUAAUCUUCUACUUUAAUUCACCUGUUUUAUCAUGCAAAUGUGAGGACUUUGAUGUCGAGAGUGAGUUUUAUAAACUGAUAAUGUAAUUGCUUUUGCGCAGACUAGGACGUCAAGAGAAAUGUAUUUUUAUUUCUGAAGUACUGAGGUUACAUGCUACUUAAAUGUGUCAGCCCCCCUUAAAACUGUGUCCAUUUAAUAUCUGAACAAAAGAAAAUACUUGAAGAGGAGCUGCAUUCCGAAUGCAUGUCUGUUUCAUAGUGUAGGGUUUACAUGGUUAUUUUAGUAUUUGUAGCUGUGGAUCUACAUCAACAAAAACUGUGCCAUUUCACCACACCGUCUCGUACUGUCCAGAUAGCUCUUAAAUAGUUAUUCUGUUAUGUUACUGUAAUAAGGUGACAUGCAUGCUUUGUAUAUACAAUAACUGGUGCUAUUUUUCUAAUGUGAAUACAGACUUUCUUGAUCAAAGGAAACAGUUAAUCAAUAGCAGUUACCUUUCAGAAACAAUUAUGCUGGUAUUCUGUAGCUUUUCAAAAAAAUCUGUUUAUGCUUAAUGACAAAGUGUUAAUUUGUAGGUAAGGAACAAAAAAAGCCUUCUUAGAAUAUAAACUCAGGUGCAAACCAGGACAUUUCACAUUACUGAUGUUUAUGAAAAAUAACUCCCCAGUCAAGGAGGCGAAUCAGUGCACUGAUGUUCUGAUACAAACGACCAUAGUACUUUUGUGUCUGUCCUGCAAUUUUGUAUUAUUAUUUUUAGAUUUAAAAGGUGCUUUAUUAUCUUGUUCAUAUGUAUCGUAUAUUGUAUGAUAAUGUAGGUAAUUUUACUUUGGGUGCAAUGCAUAUGUCAGAAAUUUUAUUUUAAUAUUGUGCAAAAAAAAAAAAAAAAAACAGGAUACUUGCAAGUAAGUUUUUAUGUUGUAAGUGUGCUACAAAGUGCCUCUUUAAAAGUUGGUUAUUAAAAAAAAGCUACAACUUUGUUUAAGUGUUUUGUUAAUCAGUUGUCUGGCCCUGUUAAGUAAUGCUGGGAACAAAUAUUGAUUUUUCAUCUUGGAAUAUUGUUAAGUGAAUACCUGUAUAUGGAAAAAAGUAACAAAACACAGAGGAUAGAACUAGUUUUAUUUUUUUUUUUUUUAUUUCAGCAGCAGGUAAUACAAUUGUCACGUUUUCUAUUUCAAUCCAUGCAUGCAUCUUAUUUUCUGAUUGAUACAUAAAUAAGGCAGUACUUUGAAAUGAUUAGAAUGUGUGCCUCAUGAACUCUUAAAGGAGUAAUAACCAAGAUAUCCAGCACUGCACAGAGGCAUGGCAUGGAAUUUCCCCCAUUGAAACUGCAUUGAAAAUGGUCCUUCAGAGAAGUGACAUAUCCCAGUUGAAGGGACAUGAAAUAUGAAAGUAAAUGUAAUUUAAGAGUAAAAGGAAAAUAUGAAAUAGGUUAGUUCUAACUGUGGCUUAUCUUGGCAGAGCAUAGGCUGAUUAAAGCAAUCCUUAAAACAAUUUUCAUGGCAUGAAGAAAAUGCAUAUCCAUUGGGUGAAUUAUGUUCUAUUUAAAAAAAAAAGUCCAUUCAAAAUAACGGCAGGUGCAUUUGAAUAUUUGCAAAUGUGCUAAAACCAUAUUGGAUCUUAUUUCACCUGGAGAGUGAAAUUGUCCCCACAACUUUUCUACGAGAAGUAACCAACCAGCUGCUUCCCUUAAUGACUGACUUGCUUUGCAGCUACAGUAAGAUGCUUGUCCCUGAAGACACCGCUGAAGGGAAGUGACCUAGGAAGUGGAAGUUUAACAGAUAUCCUGUAAGUCAAGACAAGAAGACUCGAAACCUUAUUUUAUCUGGUGUAGUACCAGUUAAGAAUGAAAAUACAAGUUUGAGAUAUCAUAUGAGAACUACAGUAUAAGUGAAUGGAAGUGCACAACAUCUAAGAUUUUUUUAUUUUUUUUAUUUUAGCUACGACCCAUUUAAGUUAGCAAUUAAAUGGGCAUUGCAGAAUUAGCUAAAAUUAAUAACACAGUAAUUGCAGGACUUGACCCCAAACAGAACCCUCAGUAAAUGAAGAUUCCAGUGCUGUCUCUUUGAACCUUGCAAGUUCCCCUUGAAUGUGAACUACAGAAGAUCACAGAGAACAUUGUCAGUGAGAGAUAGCGCAGCCACGUGUUGGAUUCUGUGCCAUGGGGGUUGUAAAUAAGGCUACAGGAUUAAUUGAUAGAAUUAUUUUCUGAGUCGUCUUUUGUUUAUUGAAUCUCUAAAUGCUUAUGUUUUUUUUUUUUUUUUUAAAUCCUGCCAAGCAUUGCAAAAAGGAGAUAAAGCCGGCAGGAAAUAAUUACGUGUCAGAGGCAAGGGAAGACUCUUACGGAAAAUAUAGUUCUAUCACUUUCUUUUUCCAAUUUAUUUCUUAAUUUUGGUAAAACUUUAGUCUUGGGAUCUGUAUGCUAUCAACAGGUAUAGCUUAUGAUUAGAAAUAAUAAACCACUGAAAUACAUACAUAUAUUGAAAUAUGAAAUGUGAAAUAUAUUGUCGUCAUAACAUAAGAAUUGCACAGUACAGAGCAUUAUAUCAUAUUAAACAUAUAGGGAUAGAUCCUCAAAGCUAUUUACUCCAAAUUGUGAUUAUUUUUUCUGAAUGGAAAAAAACACUUAUUAAACAUCUACAAAGAAUAAGAAACAAUUCAACACUUCAUUCAAGUCCCUGAACUAAAAGUCUUACUUGUUUAUUUCUGGUUUAGUAACUUAAGUGGGAGCGUUUCUCCUUUCUGAAAAAAAAAAGUUGCUAAUGACAGUUUAAAUUAAAUAGCUUUGAGAAUGUAGCCUAUAUAGUAUUAUAUACAAACAUAUAUAAUAUAUAAUAUAAAUAUACCUGUGAUUUUUUUUCUAUAUAAAAAACACAUAACAGAUCCCUAAGCUAAAGUGUUACCUUUGUUGUGUUUAUGUUGUGAUAAAAGUUUACUGCAGUAUAACAUGGUAAAGCAUAGUAAAUAUUUUAAAUCAAUUGAAUACAUAUCUCUGAAAUACAUAUUUUAAGUGUUUUCUAAACAUAAAGUUUGGACUAAAUAUGUCAUUAUAUGACAAGUGAAAUCUAUGCUUUUCAUUUGCAUUGGAAUUAUCACAGGAUACCAGGACACUGUUUCAAUGAACACGUGUCACAGGCUUCCUUCAAAGGACAGCACUACCUGAUUUUGUUAGACUCAGAAAGGAAGCAGCACAGAACUUACUUUUUAUUAAAUCCAAAGGUUUUAAAAAAGGAAAGUCCUAAGCAUGUGUCACAUAAUAGCAAUAACCUAAGGACACAGGAGACUGAUGUCGACUGCUGACUUUUAUAUCUCAAUAUUUUUCUUUUGGUAACGUUUUAUUUGAACUGGACACAUUGUAGCAUUGUAGGACACAUUCAUGACUUGCAUUGUUGGACACAUUCAUGAUUUGCAUUGCAGCAAUGUAGGACACAUUCAUCACCACUUGUUCUGAAUACUUAUAUACCUGUUAUGUUGGUUUGUAAAGUUAUGUAGCCUUUAUGAAGGUGUUAUGAAUGCUGCUGUAUGGUUCAGCAUAACUUUUAUUUUAACAUAUAGGAAAGCAAAAUA